GUGUAGGAAUGGCUGGAUGAGGCUUCAACUCAGCAGGAGCGCAGAGGAGUCCGGAUCACUUUUAUCGAAAAUACCGCCGCGUCCGUCUUCAAGACCACCAUUUCGCCCAAGCAGUCAAUUGCCGUUCAGACAAGAAAGCAAAGUUCCAGUGCAGCCACCGACUUUUCAGUCAACGGGUUUUUCUGCGCAGGUGUCUGAACUGCUUGAGCUCAUUACGCCUUCCGAAGCUUCGGAGCGAGUUGCAAAGGAGCUCGCAGCAUACACACAGUCGAUUAUUCAAGAGAUGCUGUCUGGAGCUUCGGUGGAAGGAUUUGCAAACGCAGAUGUCCUGCGAGGAACAGCAUUUGGAGUUGCAGUUCCGGAGAUAGAUUUGGUAGUUUCAGCAGACCCUGAUUGCUUGGAACAGCAACUUCAAGGCCGCCUCUCGAAAGGCGGCAUUCCAAAAGCGCGUAUGGAUGCUCGCAAAAUGCAGAAGUCAGCUAUUCGUGCCUGCACUGACCUUUUAGUCGCUGCCGGAGGCUUCAAGUUUCGCAGAUCUGCAUUCCGUUGUGAAGAACCCAAGGUCACUCUGAUGGGACCAUCCACAAUGAGCGUCUCUGGUCAAGGAAUCCCAGUUGACUUCUCCGUCAAUUGUGCCACCCCUGGUUGCCACGCGGCACUCGUGACUGCUUGUGGAGAGAUUGAUCCCCGAUCUCGAGGGCUGAUAUUGCUAGUGAGGCGAUGGUCAAAAGAUCGCGGGGUGUGCCAUGUUGCGCGAGGACACCUGCCUCCAUAUGGAUGGACCCUUUUGGCCAUCUUUUUCCUCCAGGCAAAGGAAAAGCUACUGCCGCCCAUAAGCGGGAUGAAAAUUGGAAACGACUAUGUUGUGCAAACAAAUGGAACAGGUCAUUCUGCGGAGGGCACUGUUGGAAGCCUGUUCUCGAGGUUCAUAGGUUUCUACAGAAACGAGAUAGAUCUACAAAAGGAGGUUGUUUCACUCCGUUUGGGCACAAGAGAAACCAUCAGCCUCGGGCCAUUCGAUGAUGAAGCGGUUCGCCCACUUGUACAUAUCGAGGAUCCGUUCGAUGCUGAAAGAAACUUUGGAGCUGGUCUCAGCUCAGAGGGACUACAGCGUUUGCGGGAGGAACUCCUUCGGGCAGACAAGAUGCUCUUGGCGGGCGAAGAGGCCCUCCUCUCAGAAGUCCUCGAGCCAUGGGCUCCGCCGGACAAGCACCUCAUUCCAGAGGAAUUUCCAUCACGAGGCCUGCCUCCUGCGUGCUCUUGGUGCUCUUGUAAGUGAAUUGGACAUGAGAAUAGCGGUUGACGAAGUGGCAACGAAGGUGGUGCCGGGAGGCUUCUAAUAUCCCUCAUUUCUUUUGGUAGCGUGCUUUCAAGGAUUUGGC
Molecule: messenger RNA, 1382 nt
Organism: Cladocopium goreaui
Lineage: Eukaryota; Dinophyceae; Suessiales; Symbiodiniaceae
Source: the annotation of a GenBank genome assembly